AUACGGCACUACAUUACCCGCUGCCAUUCAUACUCUGACCACCAACCCCAAUUACAUACUCGUGUCGAUCCUAGCGUAAAUGCUACGAAGAGAUGUGCCCCCAACGAGUCGAUUUGCGCUCGCUCCACUUGGGCGUGGACACGAGAACAAGCUCAAGCAGCUGGGGCGAACAUUGCUCAAGCAAGCGAUCGUCGAGUGCGAGACGUCCCUCCAGGGAAUGGACCAGCACUGGAAACACGUGCGGAAUUCGCAUGGUAUCAAAGUGUACAAAGCCAAGACUGUCCACGCGCCGUCGCACAUGAUGACCACGGGGAUCAUCAAGGCGAGUUUGAACCAAGUGAUGCAGUGCUUGUAUGCAGACAACACGGCGCAGUUCCGCAUGCUCAAUGCGCUACUCAUGCCCAAGGACCACUUGGACUGCGAGGUGUUGCACGCGCUGGACGUGCAGGAUGCCAGCCAUCCGUUCCGCUUCAACGGGCUCAAGUGGUGCGCGACGAGCACCGGGUCCCUUGGCAAGACGACCAAAGACUUGUGCUACUUUGACUCGACAGGCCUCACGCAAACGUUGGACAAGGAUGGCCAGCCGCUCGAGUACGGAUACUGUUUUCUCGAGUCGUACGACCUAGCGCAGUGUCCCAAGCUGGACGCGUUCUCGAUCGGUCGCGCAAAAAUCUCUGUCCGUCACAUCUUCAGAGAGCUUCCCAUGGGGGCCACGGUCGUUAUGACGCAUUCCACGGUGGACUCGUCCACGUUGCCUCUGUGGAUCCACCCCCAAGGGUCAAUUCCCCCGCAGGUGCUGGCCAUCGUCAACGCCGCCGACGUGGCCGAGUCCAUCAGGCUCUCGCGUCGCAUGCAGGAGCAGGCUUCCAACGGGCUCACCGUGUACACCAAAACCGGUAGCCCCCGUCCGUGGGGCAAGCUGUCGUUUCUGCUCAACCGGCCGCCUUCCAAAUGCACCUUGUGUCAUCACGACACGUCGAAACUGCUCCGACGCCGAGUUGUGCAAGUCGAAGGCAACGGCAUCAAAACGUCCCGGCAGCUGUUUUGCUCCACGUGUGUCUCCCCCACAACCACGUUUGACGCACCCACCACGAUGCUAGGUCCGUCCAGCGUCCACGACGACGACGACGAGAACGAUCUCAUGCACUUGUCCAUGCGCAGCAGCAGCACACUGCACGCAUCCGGGUACGCGUCGUCGUCGUCGUCUGCCUGCUCACCGUCAUCAUCCGUGCAUAUGCUGGAGCUGGACGACGAAGAAGCGCUGGACGAACUGUCGUACUCGGGACUGCCGUUCACGCACAUCAUCCCCCCCCUGCAGGCCGCCGCCAAGAGCAGCCGCUGCUUGUAUCAUAGCGAGACGGAAGACUCGUCCGACGACAGCUCGUCGUCCCCCAGACACCCGGACGAGGCGUGCUGCCACCUCCACUCGGCCCAUCCGUACUCCACAGCCAUCGCCACCGAACUCUCCCGACUCACCAUCCAAAUGGACCACAUUUGGGGCAUCGUCCGAGCCAACAAAACCCAAGCGGACUUCUUCAAGGGGUACAACCGCAUUGAAUAUUUAUAACAAGAGCCAUGGCCCGCCACCCCACGGGACGCAACGUGGGGAGGUUUUGGCAUUAAAUUAUGCCUUGUUUUCACGGCACGUUUCCUCUCGUUUCGUUUCGCGCUUGUCAUGUGUGAAUUUGCCAAUUAUAAUGGCAGCUUUGCCACAACAUGACAGCUGUAACAUGAAUUUCGCCUAGUUUUCACCAGA
Aphanomyces astaci is the source of this 1756-nucleotide messenger RNA. RefSeq lists its product as hypothetical. NCBI's taxonomy places the organism in Eukaryota, Oomycota, Saprolegniomycetes, Saprolegniales, Verrucalvaceae. The record is from RefSeq and is a predicted model, not a curated record. The transcript has a single exon. Bases 80 to 1567 code for a protein of 495 amino acids.